AUGAAGCUGCUCCUUACACUCCUCGGCGAGCUCAGCGGUCUCCACGAAUUCCACGGAAUCCUACGUCGAGACCUGGAUCCCAGCUUCGAGUAUGAAGAUGUAACCGUGUAUGAGCCGUUCGACUCGGACGCCUUCCCCAGAAGCCCCAAGAGGGAUACUUCCGACACCAGUGCGCCGGGCGGCAACUUUUCGAUUCAGGCAAAUGAGUGCACCGACAUGACUAGUUGUGAGAGGAUGCUCUGCGAGAACAUGCCUAGCUGGCAUUGGUUCUGGGGUGCGGGCGGAGUCUUGGCCUUCUACUACUCGCCCAGACUUCUCGCAAACUUUGUUAAUGACGCUGGCGCCGCGAUCAAGGCCGGUAAGGAUCUCCGGAACAUCUGGAGAGAUGGCACCGUUGGCACUCAACAGGGGCUCGUUCAAGAGACAGCCAAGCGAGAAGAUGCCAUUGACUAUCAUUUCACCCUGCCGCAUAUCCUUACAGCCAAGGGGGAACCCGACCCCUCUGUGCUUUCGAAAAGGUCCUUCGAGGAGGACGGGCUGUCCGUCAAUAUCACUACGUUGCACGAUUACGUCUACAGCGGCCGUGAUGAAACUUUCUAUUACAAAGGAACAAGUCCUCCUCGUCGGGCGGGCUCGUUGCACAAUCCCCUAAGGGGCGCCUCCUGGGUCGGGCCGAACCCACCACGGAUUACACGAUCAACAUGUCUGUCUGGAAACUGCAUCGGGUCGGUGCUCGAAUACCACAUCCACAAGAGCGCCGAGACCGAGCGGUUUGCCUGCCGCCCAAUGAAUAAUAAGGGUUCGUGGCAUGCUACCAUGUGGUUGAUGAUCAACCACGGCCAAGGCAAUCUGGGCACGUAUGGCUACUGUUGCUAA
This is a messenger RNA of Phialemonium atrogriseum, 876 nucleotides long. RefSeq lists its product as uncharacterized. Lineage: Eukaryota; Fungi; Ascomycota; Sordariomycetes; Cephalothecales; Cephalothecaceae. The transcript is spliced from 5 exons. The coding region runs from base 1 to 876 and encodes 291 amino acids. The record is from RefSeq and is a predicted model, not a curated record.